AUCGGCCAUUGCAACGCAACAGAUCUAUAAAUUUAAAACUUUUACCUGUAUACUAGAAUUUUACUUAUAUUAAUAGCAAUAUUUGAAAUGAAUCAUGAAAAAAUGCAGCUUUCAUAUAGUCUGUGUCGAAUUGCCAAACAAACAGCGCGCCAUCCGACAAACCACGUGGAUUGAUCGCGAGGCUGUGAUGUAAUGUGCUGUUCGUCAGAGUCAUGCUGCGCCGUCUGGUGGUAAGGACGAAUAAGAACAGGCGAUUGGCAAAAUGAGUGGGGUAAGGACCCCUACUGGCGAAGGAUGUGAAUUAAACAAAAUCGGCCAUCCAAAUACCUGUCCAUCUUCACCAGUGCAGGCAGGGUAGCGAGGAUAUUAAGUAGAUGUUUUGCCUAAAGACAAUCAUCUUUGUUUAAAUAAAAGUCAACGAUUAAAAAAAUAUAACAAGUCUACUUGUUGACGUGUAUGGCUUAUUUAAAUAUUACGUUCAGCCGCUUAGCAAGGGUCUGUUAAAGAAGUAGACUGGAACGAAAGCCAGUAUACCCGCGGAUUGCGAGGGCUGCAGUUUGACAGAGCUGCGCUAAAUGUAUUUUGCUUUACAUAUAUCAUCAUAAACGUCACUGUACGUAUCUACAACUUGGUGGACGUGAUGUGUGCUUCAUUUACACAGGUUCAGGAGACAGUGGGGCAUGUGUACUAUCAUUUUAUUUUGUCCUGAUGACCUCUUUGAAUUUCCAGGCCCGUUUAAAAUAAUAUUUGCAGUAGUACCUCAAAUGACUAAUAUUUAUAUUUUGUAUUUCAGAGUAGUAUCAGAAAUGACCUACGUUCCUACGUUUCCCCUUGCUCGUACUCCAGUCAGAUAGGUGGCGCUAUAUACCUUUCAAGUAGUUAAUAAUACUACAAGUGUUCUCGCCGAAGAAGAUGUAUUACUUCCGGUUGGUUGAGGUCAAGCUCCGUAUCACAACAGCACACAGCUGUUGUGAAGAUGGCGGACAGCUAUGAGAAAGAGGGGAGUUCUCUAAACAGCAGGGAAGCAGGAGACCAGAUAUCGGCGAUGUUCAGGCGGUGUAGGGGCCGUCCCCGUUUGACGGAUACCGACCGGGCCAAGAGGCGCCUGGAGUCGCGGAAAAAGUACGACGUGAGGCGGGUUUAUCUGGGGGAAUCCCACAAGGUUUGGAGCGAGCUGCGGCGGCGGACCGGCUUGAGUGACGCGGGGCUCGCCGAGUAUUUAAUCCUGCUGAACGCCACGUACGGGGAGGUGUACCAGCAGAAGUACGGCUAUGGAAAGAAGUCCGCCCCUGGGCUAUGUGUCAAACAGAAAAGAGGCAAGAAGGUUGAGGCGACCAGCCUCAGAGCUCUGGUGGGCUGGUAUCAGGACCACUCCCGGUCCUGUCCUCACGAACCACAGCUGCAGGCCCCAGAAAUGCCAGCACUGGCCUUCCCCACCUCACUGGUUUGGUGCUGUAUUGAUAGCCACUCCUUUGUGCAACACCUCUCACAGCCAGCAGGAGGCAGUGACGAUUCCGAGACUGAAGGUGAGGGCGGGAAUGAUGGCAGCGCAGCGUGUACUGAGGCAACACCUGGCGUUGUGACAAGGACAAGGAGGAAGAGGAGAGACUCUUCAAGGCAAUAUUUUGAUGUCAGGGAGGACCUGGAAGAGACCAGGAUGGCAGAUGCUGAGGUGUCAUUGAAUGACAUGGACAAGGCCGCCAUUCUAGGCCAGCUCCCAGAAUCCCCUGUUUCUCAGAGGGGCACCACAGCCGGACAGCCCACAGAGGAGCAGUCUCUCUGGGAGAUGGAGGUCGUGAUAGAGGGAGAGAAAGGACAGGAGCAGGAGUCGGAGAAUGAAGGAGAGAGUCUGGGAGCUUUGCCUGGCAACGGGAACGCUGGAGAGGGAGAGGGAGAAGGGAUAGGAGUGGAGGACCUGCGAGGGGCUGAAAGGGGUUCAGGGGCAAAUGGUUAUGAGUGUGCCAUGGUAACGGCCACCGUGAUCGAUCGGCUGCGCAAAGACGACCCGGUGGUGGUGGACAAUGUCGCCCGGAGUCACCCUCAGCCCCACGCCCCUCCAGGAGCAUCCACCGUGCAAGUUUCAGGCCAGGGGGAGCUGUAUGAGCCCCAGACACUGCAGACGGUUGUGGCCAGCUGUCAGAUACCGAAUGGGAAGGGAGCUUUGGAAGGAUCACAGGUGAUCAUUAUCACAGGCCCUGGUUACGAGGCCCUGGCUUCAGAGGGGAUCCAGCUGAACGUGGGGGGCGGAGUCGGGGAAGAGGUUACCUGUACGGUUAUUGAGGGUGUGGCCUACAACCAGGUGUGCCAAUCAGACGUGGGCCAGAGGUCACCUGUCCCUGACGCAGAGGCCAUCAGGGAGCUCAGUGGGAAGCAGAUCCUGCAGCCCAGUGCAGAGUCGCGUGACUCGAAUGUGAGCUGCGGCAAGGAGCUGCAGAGGAGCCUGAGCAGGUCGAGGAGGAAUCGUCGAGGUCCGGUGAUAGAGGCAGACGGGAUGCUGAAGAUGUUCCACUGCCCGUAUGAAGGCUGCAGCCAAGUCUACGUGGCCAUCAGUAGCUUCCAGAAUCACGUGAACCUAGUUCACAGGAAAGGCAGGACUAAGGUUUGCCCGCAUCCUGGUUGUGGCAAGAAGUUCUACCUCUCAAACCACUUGCAUCGACACAUGAUUAUCCACUCAGGCGUACGUGACUUCAUCUGUGAGACUUGCGGGAAGUCAUUUAAGCGUAAGAAUCACCUGGAGGUGCACAGGAGGACACACACAGGAGAGACACCCCUGCAGUGUGAGAUCUGCGGGUAUCAGUGCCGGCAGCGGGCAUCCCUUAACUGGCACAUGAAGAAGCACACGUCCGAGGCUCAGUACAACUUCACCUGCGAGCACUGCGGCAAGAGGUUCGAGAAGCUGGACAGCGUCAAGUUCCACAAGCUGAAGAGCCACCCGGACAAGCAGGCGGCAUGACGGG
Molecule: messenger RNA, 2957 nt
Organism: Paramormyrops kingsleyae
Lineage: Eukaryota; Metazoa; Chordata; Actinopteri; Osteoglossiformes; Mormyridae
Gene: znf653
Product: zinc finger protein 653
Biological process (GO): regulation of transcription by RNA polymerase II
Cellular component (GO): nucleus
Molecular function (GO): transcription coregulator activity
Source: RefSeq, a predicted model, not a curated record